This is a messenger RNA of Gopherus evgoodei (Goodes thornscrub tortoise), 5174 nucleotides long. It is a transcript of the gene ZBTB5, whose product is annotated as zinc finger and BTB domain containing 5. Gene Ontology annotation, biological process: regulation of transcription by RNA polymerase II. The record is from RefSeq and is a predicted model, not a curated record. The coding region runs from base 156 to 2183 and encodes 675 amino acids. The transcript has 2 exons. Gene Ontology annotation, cellular component: nucleus. NCBI's taxonomy places the organism in Eukaryota, Metazoa, Chordata, Testudines, Testudinidae. Gene Ontology annotation, molecular function: RNA polymerase II cis-regulatory region sequence-specific DNA binding; DNA-binding transcription factor activity, RNA polymerase II-specific; protein binding.
UCCUGCUGCCGGCGAGGCGGUUGCAGUGUCCGGAGUGGAGGGGGGAGGAGAGCGGAGCGAGCUGGAGAGGAACCCGCCGGGGCCGAGAACGACGGGCCCCCCCCGCCCGGAGACGCGGAGCCGCGGGAGGGGAGGGGACUGCACGGCGCAGGAUCAUGGAUUUUCCAGGACAUUUUGAGCAAAUCUUUCAGCAGCUAAACUACCAGCGUCUUCAUGGUCAACUUUGUGACUGUGUCAUUGUGGUGGGGAACAGGCAUUUCAAAGCCCAUCGCUCUGUUUUGGCAGCAUGCAGCACACAUUUUCGAGCUCUCUUUACUGUAGCAGAGGGAGACCAGACCAUGAACAUGAUCCAGCUGGACAGUGAGGUAGUGACAGCUGAGGCCUUUGCUGCUCUGAUUGACAUGAUGUACACUUCCACACUCAUGCUUGGAGAGAGCAAUGUUAUGGAUGUCUUGCUGGCAGCUUCUCACUUACAUCUGAACUCUGUUGUUAAAGCAUGUAAACACUACCUUACUACGAGGACGCUGCCAAUGUCGCCACCUAGCGAUAGAGUUCAAGAACAAAAUGCACGUAUGCAAAGAUCUUUCAUGCUUCAGCAGCUUGGACUGAGUAUAGUGAGCUCUGCAUUAAAUUCCACCCAGAGCACAGAGGAACAACAAAAUACUAUGAGCUCAUCAAUGAGAAGUAACAUAGAACAACGCACUACUUUUCCUAUUCGGCGUCUCCACAAACGGAAACAGUCUUCUGAAGACCGGGCCAGACAGCGAAUCAGGCCUACCAUAGACGAGUCCAUCAUUUCAGAUGUUGCCCCAGAGAGUGGGCAGUCGGUAGUUCAUUCACGGGAAGAAUUUUUUUCACCAGAUUCACUGAAGAUUGUGGACAAUUCUAAAGCUGAUGUUGUGACUGAUAAUCCAGAGGAUAACACCAUUAUGUUUGAUCAGUCUUUUGGUGCCCAAGAAGAUGCCCAAGUGCCCAGUCAGUCUGACAACAGUGGAGGAAACAUUUCGCAAAUGUCCAUGGCAUCUCAAGCAACACAAGUGGAAACUAGCUUUGACCAAGAAGCUACUUCUGAGAAAAACAACUUUCAGUGUGAAAAUCCAGAGAUCAGUCUAAAUGAAAAAGAACACAUGAGGGUGGUGGUUAAAUCCGAGCCCUUGAGUUCCCCAGAGCCUCAAGAUGAAGUGAGUGAUGUCACUUCCCAAGCAGAAGGUAGUGAGUCUGUUGAAGUGGAAGGAGGAGUAGUCAGUGCAGAAAAGAUAGAACUGAGUCCGGAAAGUAGCGAUCGCAGCUUUUCUGACCCACAAUCUAGUACUGAUAGGGUUGGUGAUAUCCAUAUUUUGGAGGUGUCAAAUAACCUGGAACACAAGUCUACGUUCAGUAUCUCAAACUUUCUGAAUAAGAGCCGAGGUGGCAAUUUUGGUGCUAAUCAAAGUGAUGACAACAUUCCAAAUACAACCAGUGACUGCAGAAUGGAUGGAGAUGCCUCUUAUUUAAUGAGCCCAGAGUCUGGGCCUACUAAUGGCCAUUCCUCUGCUACUGUCUCUCAUGUGGAGAAUCCAUUUAAUGAACCUACAGACUCCCACUUUGUUAGACCUAUGCAGGAUGUAAUGGGUCUUCCAUGUGUACAGACUUCUGGAUACCGGGCAGCAGAACAGUUUGGGAUGGACUUUCCAAGGUCUGGCUUGGGACUACACUCUUUAUCAAGGGCAAUGAUGGGCUCUCCAAGAGGUGGAGCCAGUAACUUUCCUGGCUACCGUCGCAUAGCCCCCAAAAUGCCUGUUGUGACCUCUGUUAGGAGCUCCCAAAUGCAAGAUAGUACACCUAAUUCCCAGUUGAUGAUGAAUGGGACCAGUUCCUCUUUUGAAAAUGGGCAUCCUUCCCAGCCUGGUCCACCACAGUUGACCAGGGCAUCUGCUGAUGUUCUUUCAAAAUGUAAGAAGGCCUUAUCUGAGCACAAUGUUUUGGUUGUAGAAGGUGCUCGCAAAUAUGCCUGUAAAAUCUGCUGCAAGACUUUCUUGACCUUAACAGACUGUAAGAAGCACAUCCGUGUGCACACAGGAGAAAAGCCUUACGCCUGUUUAAAGUGUGGCAAACGAUUCAGCCAGUCCAGCCAUUUAUAUAAACAUUCCAAAACUACCUGCCUGCGGUGGCAGAGCAGCAACCUACCCAGCACUUUGCUUUAAUCCUUACCCCCAAGCCCGUACAAAUAAUGCCAAUACAAAUUGUAAGAAUGUGAACUGUGUCUGGAAUAUUAACACUAUUUUGUUCAAGACUGCAGGUUAAGAAGCUGCCAUUGUAGUAAACAUUUAAGUGUGAUCGUGUCCACCGUGACCCCCCCGCCCAAAAAAAAGAGUCUUGGUCCUGUAAAAUGGGGAUAAUACCAUACCUACCUCACAGGGGUGUUGUGAGGCUUAAACUGUUUGGAAGCGCUUUGAGAUACUCUGAAGGAGGCAUUAUAGAAGUAUUAAGUAUUAUUAUUAUUAUUAUUAUGUGAAUGCAGGUCUUGGGCUCAUGGGGAUACAAUCCCUAAAACCAAGUAGUUCCUUUGCUGUGGGGGGAGGUGGGAGAGAAGAAAUAGGAGGGAAUGGGUGAAAAUGUAGCCAGCUCCUAAUUAUGUUAAAGUAGCGCGUUUCAAAGAUGAGAAACUGAAGUGCAAAUUUUUUUUAGGAAUUUUGUAAAAUUGUGAAAGUGUUUUAAAUAAAUAACUUGUAAAAUAAGUUGAUACAUAAUGUAUAUGAACAAAAAUGCAAAGAGCUCUUUCCUGUUACUAAUGCAGAUUGUUUUUCUUUAAGGAUAUGCAAUCUUAGAUACAUACACCUGUCUACCACAAAAUGCUUUAAAAUGUUAAUUAUGAAAAUAGUUGUAGGGGUUCUGAAUGUAUUUUUGGCUGUUUUCCUGUAAUGGACACUGUAAUGAAGGUGCUUAUCUUGAGUCCAAGACAAGUAGCGUUUGGACUGUUAGAUGUAUAUAUAGUUUGAAUACAGCAAGAUCUCUUAGGUGUUUCACCAUUUUUUCCUGUAAAAACUUGUAAUGAGUGAUAAGUGAUGUACUGUUUCUGUAUGUGCUAUUCUUAGCAGUAUUUUAACCAACUUGUAUUUCAUAUGUUAAAAUUCCAUAUACAUAGAUGUCUGAAAAGAGCUUGUUAUUGUCUACUUUAUUUUAAAUGGGAGAUAUGAUUUGUGGUGGCUUUUUAUUUGUGUAAGAUAGUCUUACCCUUUCCAGAUGCUGACAGUCAAUCUGAUCCAAGUUAUUGUGUAAGCAGACUAUCCUUUUCUGAUGCUCUUAUCUUCAGUCUUUUUAAUUUCCUUCUCCAUAUACUUAUUGUCCUCCCAACCAUGGAUUGCUUUGAUCUGAGGAACAGUCAGGAAUGAGAGCCUGUCUUGCGAUAUUCAUAUGCCUCUAUGUAUAAAUGUAGUGGUUGACUCUAAUUCUUCAAUUUAGAGAAGAAUCAUAAAUGUACUUUCCCACAAGUAAAAAUCCAACACAUUUAAUUUAAAAAAUAGCACUGUAUACCUUGUAAAACAAGUUCAGUAAUCUCUGUGUCCCAUGAAUCUCACAGAUCUUAUUUUAAUUUCCUCUUCUUUGAUGCCAUUAUAACUAAUACUCUUUGCAGUUGUGGGGUUUUUUUUGUUUAAGAUGCACAUGAACUAACUCCUGGAGUUCAGCAAACUGGGUUUCUAUUAACAUUUUGGAGCACUUUUACUGAUCAGUGUUACUCUGUUUAUGCAGAGUCUCGGUUAGUGCUUCAGCACAUCUGUCACAUCUAAAAGAGACAGAUCAUGAGCAUCUAAUAUAGCUAAUCUGCAGCAGCAGCAGUUGGGGCUUUUUUAAUAUAAAAAAAGCAUUUGCAAACUUCCCAGCCUCCUCAUCUUCAAUCUGUUAUGUAGCAAACUCAUUCUGUGUGGAGUUACUGUCUGACUUUGAUUAAACCUUUGCUAUUUUUUAAUAGGGAUGUUGGCCUCCUGAAAAAUCUUGGAUUUAUUUGAAAUGGAAGGUGAAAAUUAAAUCCUUAUUCCUCAGUUCUGUAGCUAGUUUAGUCUUGAGUGACUGAGACAGUUGAAACAUUGGAACUAAACAAUCAUGAUCAGUACCGCAGAAACAUGAGGAUAUGUAUGAAAUAUCUGUCUGAGAGAGAAGUAAAAUGUACUCUUCUCUCCUGCUUUGUGGUGAGAACUGCUUAAGGGCUGUUAACAUUUGAUUUGCAAUGUCAGCUUCUAAGUUAAGCAGGAACUUGGAACUGUUAUGACACGAUUACUACUUUUAAAACCUCACAGUCCCAGGACUGGUUUUUAAUGGCUACAGUUCUGGCUUUUUUUUUUUUUUUUAAUUUAAGGCACCAAGGAAAUGUACCAAGUUCAUGAAUAAUAUUAGAAAAUUCUGCAUUUUAUGUGGUAAUCAUGUUGAUGUCAAGGGACUAACAGCAUUGAACGACGUCAGUCUCGCUGCAUCUCCAUGAAAACUCUAUCAUCACUACAAUGUGGUGUUCUCUAAUUUAAUUUUGUUGAUGUGUUGCCUUAUUGCUAAUGUCUUGCCUAGCUUUUUAAUCUCUUGCCUUUUUCCAGUUUUGUUCCAAAAACUAUUUUCUAUUUUCCAGCUGUAUUCUUUAUCUAGCAUCUGUGUCUAAAACCUUCCCACUCACAGGAAGAAAGCAGAGAGUGGGGUGGGGAAAUCAAUGCACUUAAUUUUAAGAGUGAAUAUGAACAUGUAAAUGAAACCUAUAUUUAACUGUACGUCUGGAUCAGUUAUUAUAAUAUGUUUGUGGUUAUGUGAAAGGCCAUGGGUGGUAAGGGAGGGCUGCUCUCUUCAGAAACAACAAAGAAAAAAAAACAUUGGGAAUCUUUUAGAUGUAACAAACUUAAUUUUCAGUAUAUCAAAUGAUAGUGUUUCUCGAAGGACAUAUUACAGCUUCAGUAACCCAUGUCUAACUGCUGUUGCUUUCUUGGUCUUCCUAUGUGAAGCAAUAUCUCAGAAUUAAACACUCACUACUAAACUGACCCAUCUUGUAAAAUUAUAUAUUGCUUAUCUCCAUACCUGACUAUAAUUACAAAAAGAGCCUCACCCCACUUCUAUUCAGACUUAACAGCCGAGCACUAUAGUGCAGUCUCAUCUGCAGCUCUCCGUAUGUUUCUAGUGUUAUGAGAUACGUCUGACAAUAAACACUACAUUUUUCUGCU